Messenger RNA from Gambusia affinis (western mosquitofish), 2368 nucleotides. Its product is annotated as calcitonin gene-related peptide-like. The transcript is spliced from 4 exons. Lineage: Eukaryota; Metazoa; Chordata; Actinopteri; Cyprinodontiformes; Poeciliidae. The record is from RefSeq and is a predicted model, not a curated record. Gene Ontology annotation, molecular function: calcitonin receptor binding; hormone activity. The coding region runs from base 755 to 1165 and encodes 136 amino acids. Gene Ontology annotation, cellular component: extracellular region.
CCUCCGUGGUGUUUCUUUAGAAGCCCACAACAUUUUUAAGUGUCUAACUAUCGAUUGCUAAAAGGUCUGUUUUUCUCAUUUGCUCCUUUUGUCCUGAAUAAAUGUGGAGUAAAUACAAAGCAAGGGUUCACAUAAAGACUCCAUCAUGGCCACGGGGGCCAGCAUUCCUCCCACACUGAAGGCCGCUGAUUGAUGUUGUGAAGAUUCAACGGUUUAACAUAAUCCACCUAAUGUCUGCUGAUGAACAGCCUGGAAGCGCGCUCCAUCCCCCCCACAACCCCCCAGCCCUCACACCCUCGACGUUUUGCGUGCUUCCGAAGUGGAUGACCUGUCCCUGGACUUCCCCUCAGCUACUUGCACUCCCACUUUAACAAACAGAACAUGACCAAGACUGUCAGCACCUGCUUAAAUAUCUCCCACUUUAACCCAUUCCGGCUAAUUUGGAUGAACACUCUGCUCCAGGUGUUUAAACACUCACGCUGUUCUGCCCUGAGUAAAAAAAAACUAAACAAAAAAAAAAACCCACAAAGUGGCACUGGUUCCACCACUUGAACUUGCAUUUAAUCAGGUGGCGAGCCCUCCCACCCCCGUUUGUGGUGGCAAGCCACUGAUUAGAUUUGGAGAUUGAGAACCAUUACAGGAGGCUGCAGUUGGAUAAUGACUUAAGUGCUGUUUCGUCUUCCUUUCCUCUGCAGGAAGGAAUUUAUCUGGAUGGGCCUGGCCUUAACUGACUGGGAAGAGCCCAACGGGGACCAUGGUUAUGUUGAAGAUCUCCGCUUUCCUCGUUGCCUACGCCCUGGUCAUCUGCCAGAUGUACUGCUCACAAGCCGCCCCUGCCAGACCAGGUUUAGAGUCCAUGUCAGAACGAGUCACGCUCACGGACUACGAGGCGCGAAGGUUACUGAACGCCAUCGUCAAGGAGUUUGUGCAGAUGACGGCAGAAGAGAUGGAACAGCAGGCGACGGAGGGAAACAGCAUGGACAGGCCCCUAACCAAGCGCUGUUCCAACCUCAGCACUUGCGUGCUGGGAAAACUGUCUCAGGAGCUGCACAAGUUGCAGACAUUCCCCCGCACAAACGUGGGAGCGGGAACGCCCGGCAAGAAGCGCGGCGCUCCUGAGAGGGACAGCUAUGCAAGCUACGGCGAGACGUUUGACAGCAUCUAAACCCUUCUUUUUCCUCUCCCUUCUCCGCUCUCUCCCUUUAUUUAUCCUUCCUUCUUUCCUAUCUCUUCAUUCCGGUUUGCUCUCCGUAUUUUUCAUCCUGGCAAGUGCAUGCUGACUCCUACCGGCUUGAGAAGAACCUGACUUGUUUUCUCUCUCUCUUUUUUUUUAUGUACUUCUUUCCCGCCUUUUUUCCCUGCUUGUUUUUUUUUUUUUUUUUUUGGGCAGAGAAUAAUUUGUUCCUUUUAUCUCAGACAAUCAGACAUAAUUUACACAGCUGUAAUUUACAAUAUCAGAUAUCCAUUUCUGUGUAGUGUUACUUGAUGGCAUCUGAUAGACAGAUCACUUAAUGUAACCAUUAAUAAAUAAUCCACUCAUGAAGACACCAUGUUUGUUGUUCAAUAAACGUAUUUUUCUACCAGGAAGCCUUAGCUCCUGUUUGUUUUUUAAAGACACCACAAAAUUUGGUUAACAUGAACACGAGCAAAAUUCAGCAAAUUAGAGUGUAAAUAUACUAUAAACGCUUCAGUACGUCCAGAGGUAGGAAAAAAAUCCACUCAUGAAGACACCAAUGUCCGUUAGUCAAUGAAAGUAAUUUUCUACAAGGAAGCCUUAAUUCCUGUUCAUCAGUUAAAGGCACAAAAAUUGGUUCGUAUGAACACGAAGGAACGUAAUUAGAGCGUAAAUACACUUUAAUACACCUUGAAAUCUAAUAAGUAAUCAAUCAGUUCAGAGGUGAGAACAUAAUCCACUCACAAGACACCAUGUCAGUUGCUCAAUGAACGUAUUUUCUACAAGGAAGCCUCAGCUAAUGUUAAAAGAAAAUAAUUUGUAUGUACACGCAAGACCGAAAUUAAACAAAUUAGAGCGUAAGUUCACUUUUAAGAUGCCUUGAAAUCUGUCUGGGAAGUCCUCAGUAAGUCAACAGGUAAGAAAACGCAUAAGCUGUUACCUCAUUUGUCCACUUUUAUCAAAUUUGUCGUACUGCUGGUGUGUUGUGGCGUUAGCUCACGUAAACGUAACGUGGUGUCUUUCGUGCUAAUCUCCGUUUGCUGUCCUGAAGCAGCGUUACAACACAGAAGCGUGCCUGCAACACGGCCACGUGCGUGACCCACCGCCUGGCCGACUUCCUCAGCCGAUCGGGGGGAAUUGGCAACAGCAACUUUGUUCCCACCAACGUUGGCGCCAAGGCCUUCGGCAGGCGAA